Messenger RNA from Mugil cephalus (flathead mullet), 2124 nucleotides. It is a transcript of the gene asb14b, whose product is annotated as ankyrin repeat and SOCS box containing 14b. The transcript is spliced from 10 exons. NCBI's taxonomy places the organism in Eukaryota, Metazoa, Chordata, Actinopteri, Mugiliformes, Mugilidae. The record is from RefSeq and is a predicted model, not a curated record. Gene Ontology annotation, molecular function: protein binding. Bases 129 to 1877 code for a protein of 582 amino acids. Gene Ontology annotation, biological process: intracellular signal transduction. Gene Ontology annotation, cellular component: cytoplasm.
GGGGAAAUAUAAAUAGCUGCAGUAUAUGUGGGCACUGAGGAGCCCACUGGCUACGCCGGUGUAACAACUGCACAGGGAGCACAGCCAUUUCAGUUAAGCAGCACCUUACCCUGUGUCAACUCUAACAGAUGAGCACGGAAACGGGACAUGACUUUUAUCAAUCGGAGGACGACCUGGAUGAAGAUGAGGCUACACAAUAUAUAAUUGAACAAAGUCUCAUUCAGUAUAGAAAACUCAAAGGGCUAAAUCCAAAUGAUCUGAAACCCGGUGAAGACCCUGAUGAGAUUUUCAAAGCGAUCAAGGAGGGUGAUGAGGGUGCCCUGAACAGACUGGCCGCGCUACCAGAGACUCUGUCCAGAGUUGAUGAGCGUGGAUGGAUUCCACUGCACGAGGCUGCGGUGCAGGAGAACAAAAAGAUAUUAGAAAACGUCUUCUCGGCGUCACCCCCCGGUGCCGCCCAGUGUCGCACUCUGAAGGGUGAGACGCCACUGUUUCUAGCCGUGGUCCACGGACUAAGAGAGAACGCCACAUUCCUGUUGCAGAAUGGUAGCAGCCCUGAUCUCCAGAACGAUGAGCAGGAUUCUCCAUUAGUGGCAGCUAUUCUGAAUGACCAGUAUGACCUAGCCACUCUCUUGCUUCGUUACAACGCCAACGUGGACCAAACGGGGCCACUAAACAGGACGGCUCUGCACGAGUCUGCCUUCUUAGGUUUGGAAAACUUUGUCUAUCUGCUCCUGGAGUCCGGCGCUAACCCGAAUGCAUGUGACAUCAAGAAAAAAACUCCUCUGGCUCUGGCAGCACUGAACGGACAUCUGAAUGUGGUGGAGAUUCUGUUACAAAAAGGGGCCCAUGUGUGGUGUGAAUCAGAGUCAGGGACUAUUUUGUUUGAUGCAGCAGCAUCAGGAAACCCUGAUAUAAUCUCCCUGCUGCUGGAACAUGGAGCAGAUCCCAACCUGCCCCUUUACAGUGGCCACCUGCCAAUUCACCGCGUGGCUUACCACGGACACCGACUGGCGCUGGAGCACCUCAUCCCGGUCACCAAGCAGUCCGCUGUGAAGGAAAGCGGGAUGAGUCCCCUCCACUCUGCCGCCGCCGGCGGACAUGCCCAGUGCGUGGAGAUACUGCUCAAAGCUGGCUACGAUCCAAACUUCAUGCUGCACCCGAGGGUGCGCCGCAACUACGACGACGAGCGCAGGUCCUCCCUCUUUUUCGCCGUGUCCAACAACGACCUCCAGUGCGCCCGUCUGCUGCUAGAGGCCGGGGCAAUGGUGAACCAGGAUCCCAUCAACUGUCUGCAGGUGGCUCUCAGACAAGGCAACUAUGAAAUGAUCAACACCUUGCUGAAGUUUGGGGCAAACGUCAACUACUACUCGCGCGUGAACACCACUCACUUCCCCUCAGCACUGCAGUACGCCUUGAAAGACGAAGUGAUGCUGAGAAUGAUUCUGAACCAUGGUUAUGAUGUCAAGCGGUGCUUUGAAUGUCCAUACGGAGACAGUUCCCAUGACUAUCCUCCUUGGACAACCUCGGUCAUCAAAGAUAUGGUGUUCUGUGAGGUGAUAACAGUGUCCUGGCUGAAGCACCUAUCUGCCCAGGUGGUGCACAUCAUGCUCGACUACACCGACCACGUCUCCUUCUGCACAAAACUCAAGGAGACCUUGCAGGAGCAGAAACAGUGGCAGGAAAUCUGUCACGUUCAGAGAAACGCACGGAGCCUGAAGCACCUGUGUCGGUUGCGGAUAAGGGAGCAUCUCAGUCGCCUGCGCUUGAGAGCCCCAGUUUUUAUAAACUUCCUUCCUCUUCCUCCCAGGCUGAAAGAUUACCUUCGCUACAAGGAGUUUGAUGUUUACAGCAGGGGCAGCAUGGUUCACCCCUAGCGAACACACAUGUACGAACGUCACAGAUAUCACUGUUAUAUUGUGUAAAAUACUGCCUUGUUAUUAUGUGCUCUGAAAACGACAUGUCUUAUGAACUUCAUGGCUUGCUUUCUGUUAUCGGCUACAGUAGGAUAUUAAAAUGAAACAUUGUAUUCUUUGUUACGCUUGGUCUUCUGGUUCCAUGCACCAUUAUAGAGGGGACAUUAAAAGAAAAUUAAAUAUUGUGACAGUGUUACUAUACAUAGAA